GUACCUAGAAGCUGCUGUAGGGAAGUAAAAAGCAGAUAGGAGGUGAUCCAGCGUCUUACGGGAGAGCAAAAGCAUUGCCGAAAAGAGCGCGAAACCCCGGCUCAGUUGAGCGUUGGAACCCAUCAGCGUGAACAAUUCGGCGACUUAAUUGGAUAUCAUUUGGUUUGCGUACUGGCUGCUGACUUAAUUUGACGCCACAGCGGAAAUGUCUAAACGGGGAGGCUCGGAACAAGCGCUCGCGCUCGCAAAAGGCAAAAAGAUCAAAGCGGCUGAGGAGGUCCUUAAGCAGGUCAAAGCCCUUGCCGCCCAGCUUAAAUCCAACAAUGAAGUCGAGAAGUCGCUGGCGCAACUGAACCUGCCGUACAACUGCCGAGAGGUUAUUGACAAGGACACGGAUGCGGUUCUGUCGGAGAUCGAGGCGGCCAUAUACGGGGUGGCUGCCAGCGUGCUGGAGGGGGAGGGAUUCAGCUUCGACAUCCCCUCCAGGGCCAAGGGAAACCAGAUGUACGUUCCCGAGUUGGACCGCAUCGUGCUGCGGGACAGCGUGUCCAAGCGCCCCUUUGCAAACACAGCCACAUGCAGGAAGGCCGCCAUCACCUCCCGCAUCCUGGGCCUGGUUCACGAGCUGGUGGGCAAGCGCAUCCAUGUCACCAAGCGAGACCUCUUCUACACCGAUGUGAAGCUGUUCGAGGACCAAGGCCAGUCGGACGCCAUCCUGGACGACCUGGCAUGCAUGCUGGGAUGCACCCGAUCCAGCCUCAAUGUGGUGGCCUCCGAGAAGGGGGUGGUGGUGGGGCGGCUGUCGUUCCGCGAGGACGGGGACUUCAUCGACUGCCAGCGCAUGGGGGUGGGGGGCAAGGCAAUACCGCCCAACAUCGACAAGGUGUCCGACAUUUCCUCCGACGCCGCCUUCAUCCUGCUCGUGGAGAAGGACGCGGCCUUCAUGCGACUGGCGGAGGACCGCUUCUACAACACCUACCCCUGCAUCAUCCUCACAGCCAAGGGGCAGCCGGACGUGGCAACCAGGCUGUUCCUGAAGCGGCUCAAGAGCACUCUCAAGAUCCCGGUGCUGGCGCUCGUGGAUUCAGAUCCGUACGGCCUCAAGAUCCUGUCCGUGUACAUGAAGGGUUCCAUGAACAUGUCGUACGACUCCUCCAACCUGACCACCCCCGACAUCAAGUGGCUGGGCGUGCGCCCCUCCGACCUGGACCGCUUCGACAUCCCGCAGCAGUGCCGCCUGCCCAUGACGGAGGAGGACAUCAAGACGGGCAGGAGGCUGCUGGAGGAGGACUUUAUCCGCUCCAACCCCGACUGGGUUCGCGAGCUGGAGCUGAUGCUGGCCAGCCGCGUGAAGGCGGAGAUCCAGGCGCUCUCCUCCUUCGGCUUCCAGUACCUCACGCAGGUCUACCUGCCGCUCAAGCUGCAGGAGGGGGACUGGAUCUAGCGAGGAGGGCAGGAUCUUGCCUUUCUGUGUCUGCGCGUGUGUGUUAAAGAACGUGCGUAUGUGUGCAUGCGGGUGCUCUGCGCUGUCCCGCGUGUGCGGCCCGGGUUGCGCGGGGGGCCGGCGGGGAGCUGCGGGACGUGGCGGGGGGGGGGGGUGUUGCAAGCUGUUGUACGAGCAUGAGAUGCCAGGACUGAGGUAGGCGGCAGACAGGCGCCGCUAAGCGAUAGGUGAAGAGGCAGGCAGGUAGACAGGUAGGCAGGCAGGCAGUUAGGCAGGCAGAUAUGCAGACAUGAGCUCGUAGGUGGGUGUCACAGAGGCAAGGUGUAGGUGGAGUAGGGCCAAGUCGCCGCAUGCAACCCCCAUCAUCAAGUGCUGUCUCUUCCAGGCAUGCACGAGCCCCAGCCCUAGCAGCCGAGAGAGCAGCUGUGUGUGUGCGGGAAGGAGCCGGCAGGGGUGCAGGUGGUCAGGUGGCCCUCAAGCACCGUCCAGGGCAGCAACGGUGAGAAGACAGGCAGGAGCGGCUGUUUGCAGGAGGAAGGGGACAGCGGGGGCAGCAACUCCCGUACGUGCCGCAAGCUCCCGAAUGCCUCCAUCAGUGGAGGUCCAAGCUUCACUAUCAACACGUGCUGCCACCCACAUCAGCAUCCCCCUGCUGCAACCGCCUGCUCGUUGAAGCAUAUAUCAUGUUGCUAACCGCUGCCAACCGCAAAGUGCAUUACAACCCUGCUAGUAGGCCAAUGUGAUUCGGCAGCAUUCGCUCACC
Molecule: messenger RNA, 2207 nt
Organism: Astrephomene gubernaculifera
Lineage: Eukaryota; Viridiplantae; Chlorophyta; Chlorophyceae; Chlamydomonadales; Astrephomenaceae
Source: the annotation of a GenBank genome assembly